AUGUGGGAAUUUCGGUCCUUCUCCUUUUGGAGAGCGGUUUUUGCAGAAUUCUUUGCUACCAUGUUCUAUGUUUUCUUUGGCUUGGGCGCAUCUCUAAAGUGGGCCUCUGGGCCAGCUAAUGUUUUGCUCAUAGCAUUAGCAUUUGGUCUCAUUCUGGCCACUAUGGUCCAAUCUGUUGGCCAUGUCAGCGGUGCUCAUAUCAACCCAGCUGUCACAUUUGCCUUCCUCAUCGGCUCACAGAUGUCCCUCUUCCGUGCCAUUUUUUACAUUGCAGCACAACUUCUUGGAGCGGUGGCUGGAGCUGCCGUUCUGUAUGGUGUCACUCCUGCAGCAAUCCGUGGCAACUUGGCUCUUAACACGCUACAUCCUGGUGUGAGCCUUGGUCAGGCAACAACAGUGGAGAUUUUCCUCACCUUGCAGUUUGUGCUUUGUAUUUUUGCCACCUAUGAUGAGAGGAGGAAUGGACGCCUGGGCUCUGUAUCUUUGGCCAUUGGAUUCUCCCUCACUUUGGGACAUCUUUUUGGGUUGUACUAUACUGGAGCCGGCAUGAAUCCUGCUAGAUCAUUUGCCCCAGCUGUACUCACUAGAAACUUCACUAACCACUGGGUCUAUUGGGUUGGUCCUAUCAUCGGUGGAGCACUUGGAGGUCUAAUAUAUGACUUCAUUCUCUUUCCAAGAAUGAGGGGGCUUUCUGAGAGACUUUCAAUCCUAAAAGGAGCAAGGCCUGCAGAACCCGAAGGCCAGCAAGAAGCAACGGGAGAGCCUAUAGAGUUAAAAACACAAUCCCUAUAA
Messenger RNA from Bufo bufo (common toad), 792 nucleotides. RefSeq names its product major intrinsic protein of lens fiber (gene MIP). The record is from RefSeq and is a predicted model, not a curated record. The transcript has 4 exons. Lineage: Eukaryota; Metazoa; Chordata; Amphibia; Anura; Bufonidae. Bases 1 to 792 code for a protein of 263 amino acids. Gene Ontology annotation, cellular component: apical plasma membrane; plasma membrane. Gene Ontology annotation, molecular function: water channel activity. Gene Ontology annotation, biological process: transmembrane transport.